AUGAAUAACAAAGUCAGUUUGCCCUAUGAAAUGUGUGAAAUAAGGAAAGUUCCCUUUGAGCUCCCCAAGGAAUUUCACCCGAAUGUGAAAUAUGGCUUCCUGAGGAAUUUCUUUUUCGGGAAAUAUACCUUCUACUACUUCAAAAGCAUUUUUAAAGUAUCCGCAAAGGUGUCUGCAGGUUUUCUGCUUUUUUACUACCCCCUAGAUAAAGUCCAUUGCAACAUCCGCAGAUUUAAAAAUAAUUUAAAAAAACAGAAUUAA
Messenger RNA from Plasmodium inui San Antonio 1, 261 nucleotides. RefSeq lists its product as hypothetical. The transcript has 3 exons. The record is from RefSeq and is a predicted model, not a curated record. The coding region runs from base 1 to 261 and encodes 86 amino acids. Lineage: Eukaryota; Apicomplexa; Aconoidasida; Haemosporida; Plasmodiidae.